This is a messenger RNA of Phyllopteryx taeniolatus (common seadragon), 1631 nucleotides long. Its product is annotated as tetraspanin-8-like. Gene Ontology annotation, cellular component: membrane. Lineage: Eukaryota; Metazoa; Chordata; Actinopteri; Syngnathiformes; Syngnathidae. The transcript is spliced from 9 exons. The record is from RefSeq and is a predicted model, not a curated record. The coding region runs from base 38 to 925 and encodes 295 amino acids.
UCCAGCGCAUCUCUGUGACGUCCCCGCACGCGCUCGGAUGCCGUUACGUCCUAAACAUCACGAGCACGCAUCUUUGGCCGUUCUCCUUCUCCCGUGUGCUUUCGGGGCGUUGUCAAAGCUGGGGGUCUGCGGCGGCGGCGGCGGAGGCGGCGACAUGCAGCGGAACGCGGUGGUCGUGGUGGCGGAUAAAACGAGCCUAAAGAGGCCGUUCAUAUUCGCCUGCGCCGUCAAUAUGGCUCUGUGCUUCUUCAUGCUGACCAUGACGGCGGUGGGACACCGGGACCUCCUGCAAGCGGGCCAGCUGGUGUCCAACGUGUCCGUGGUGAUUUUGUACAUCUUGGAGAUAGCCUGCCUGCUGCUGUCCGUGCUCGGCGUCUUCGGCGCCUGCACGGGGAGGAGGUGGUGUUUGAUUCUGUUUGCAGCCGGCAUGGCGGCAGCCAGUCAAACAAUCAUCGUCAAAACAGCACUAAGCUACCAGGACAUUUAUGAGACAGGGGUGGCAAGAGAGGAGUCCAAAUUGCUGUCCAUGAUGCCCCUGAGUGCCACCAGCAAAGUCAACAGGACCUUGCUUCACAGUAUUCAAGCGCAUUUUAAAUGCUGCGGGCUCGUUGAAGGCUACAAAGACUGGGGCACAGCCAUCCCCGCUUCUUGUCAUUGUCAUUCGCCGGGGAAAUGCAUACGACUGCGAGGAAGCGCCACUCUGGGGGCUCCAAAGAACCAAUAUGUCUAUCAGGAGGCUUGCCUACAAAUCUACGUCUCAGCAUUGAAGCGAGCUUUCUCACUGGCCAUGGGAAUUAAAUUUGGAAGUGGAGUGUUUUGGGCAGUCCUUUUGGUGAUGAGCCUGAAGCUGAUGGUGCAGAUGAAGCGCAAACAGGAGUUCAUGGCUCUGCUCCAGUCCAAUCGAUACGUCCCCGGUGCCUUCUAGUCACCCCGGAGCGACCCUUCUUUGAAUUUGCACAUGUCAAACACAAUAUGCUGUAUACCAUUAAUAACCAGGCUAUCAUUUGAAUAUGUACCAAUUAAAAUGCACGUAAACAUGACAUGUAACCCACAUGCAUUUUGCCUAUAAAUGAUGAAUGAUGGUCCCGUUUAACGUUUAUCAGGUACAAUUAUGAGCUGUAUAUGAUUAUCUUAGCAGGUUAACCAGCGUACUAUCCCAGCAUGCACUGGGGGAAAUGAUAUUUCCACACACUUAGAAAGUCAGGUAUGAAUAUAAUAGAGAAAUAUAUGUAACCGACUCUUUAUGUAUGUAGCACAGUGUUUGCAAUGUUAUUUAACCAGAUCGCUACAGGUUUGAAUGGCUAAACAGGACUCAACAGAAAUGACUGAGAAUGUUACCACACAUUGUACACACUGGAAACCUCCGUUUGUAUAAAAGCACAUGUAUAGAGUCGUCAUGUUUGAUUUUGCAAACGCUUCUCAUCAUUGAUUUCAUCCAUUUUCAAUUUGUUUGAAACGAUGAAAAUGUGUGCACUUUGAAGCCAAUAAUGUAUACCGGUAUUAUUCAUGCAUUUUUGGGGGGACUUUUUUUGCAUCAGAUGAACAUACAAUGUAUUCACCAUGUCAUAUACUUGACUGUAAAUAGUGGAAAUGAAAUGUGAUAAUUGUUCCUUUUGUUUUUUUUUUUUCAA